This is a messenger RNA of Neodiprion fabricii, 1784 nucleotides long. RefSeq names its product cytochrome P450 6k1-like. Gene Ontology annotation, molecular function: oxidoreductase activity, acting on paired donors, with incorporation or reduction of molecular oxygen; monooxygenase activity; iron ion binding. The transcript is spliced from 6 exons. Bases 155 to 1690 code for a protein of 511 amino acids. The record is from RefSeq and is a predicted model, not a curated record. Lineage: Eukaryota; Metazoa; Arthropoda; Insecta; Hymenoptera; Diprionidae.
GCUGCAAAGGAACCGGUCCCCUCAUUUAAUGCAGCUCAAAUAGUAAGAAAACUGCGUUUCCAUUUCAGUUUCACAGCGGCUUGGGUUGUUCGAACCUGGCAAUUCUGCUCUCAUUUUCACUCGAUACGUGCAAUACAAUUAUUUCAGGACUAAGAUGGCUCUGCUAACGUGGUACUGGGCACUCGACGGUAUCCUGAUAUUGCUGUCGCUGAUAUUUUCGGCGUACCUUUACAUGACGCGGAACUUCAAAUACUGGGAGAAACAAGGAGUGUUUGAACUACAACCGACAGCCUUCGUCGGGAACUUUAAGGACUGCUUGCUCUUCCGGAGAUCAGCCGGCGAAUUUCUCAAAGAUCUCUACGACAAGGGCAAGGGCUUGAAGUACCUGGGCUUCUACAUUUUCGACAAACCAGCUCUCCUCAUCCGGGACCCUGUGAUAAUAAAAAAUGUGCUCAUCAAAGAUUUCAACUACUUUUCGGACCGAUUUGUUGCUGCAAGCGACACCGACACCUUGGGUACCGCAAAUCUGUUUUCAAUAAAAAACCCGCAUUGGCGGAUUCUGCGCAACAAACUUACGCCAGUUUUCAGCUCUGGAAAGCUGAAAAAGAUGUUUUAUUUGAUGGCUGCCGUGGCCGAGGAUCUGGACACUCACCUUGAGACCCUGAACUUGCAUGGCAAAGGCCGAGUGAUCGAGCUGAAAGAGACUUGUGCCAAGUACACCACAGACGUGGUCGGCUCUUGCGCCUACGGCCUUCAGGUUAAUUCCCUGAACAAUCCGGAAGCGGAGUUCAGAAAAUACGGUAGAAAAGUAUUCACCUUCAACUACAGACGCGCUUUAGAGGUAUCCACAUUCUUUUUUGUUCCUGGUAUCGUCAAGCCAUUGGGAUUCAAAUUCUUUGAGCAGAGUUGCUCAGUCUUUUUGCGGAAGGCUUUGUGGGGCGCCAUCGACGACAGGAUGAAGAGCGGUGACUGCAGAAACGACCUCAUCGACACUCUCAUCGAGUUGAAGAAAGCCCAGGCCGAGAGUGACGAAAAAGAUCCUGACGCGUUCAUAUUCGACGGAGACAACCUGGUGGCCCAGGCAGCGGUCUUCUUCACAGCAGGGUUCGAAACGUCGUCUACCGCGAUGUCCUUCUCGAUGUACGAACUGGCCUUGCAGCCAAAUCUUCAGCGACGACUUCGCGACGAGAUCAAUUCAGCUCUCGAUGAGAGUGGAGGAAAGCUCAGCUAUGAUAUGGUAAUGAAUCUUCCGUACCUGGAUAUGGUCGUGAAGGAAACCCUCCGCAAAUAUCCCCCUCUGCCGUUCCUCGACAGGGUAGCAAUGGUCGAUUACAAAGUCCCGGGGACUGACCUCGUCAUAGAAAAGGGAACACCGACUUACAUCCCUAUGUUCGGACUCCACUAUGAUCCGGAAUAUUUUCCGGAACCCUUCAAGUACGACCCAGAGCGGUUCAACGAGGAAAACAAGCAGAAUCGGGCCUCUUGUAUCUACAUGCCUUUCGGAGACGGUCCUCACAACUGUAUCGGUCUUCGGUUCGGACUCCUCCAAGCGAAACUCGGCCUCGUCAAGGUGCUCUCCAAGUACGAGGUGACGCCCUGCGAGCGAACCCUGAUCCCGAUGCGCCUCGAUCCGAAGGCCCUUAUUUUGUCAUCGGAUGGCGGUCUCUAUUUGAACGUACGAAAAAUUUAAGUCGAUAGUAUUAAGUGAAAUGCUGUUGACGCUAAGCAUUUAUGACGAUUGUUCCCUGGAAAAUGUUUUGUGUUUAAAUAUUGUAUCCAUCGUA